Messenger RNA from Epinephelus lanceolatus (giant grouper), 3518 nucleotides. NCBI's taxonomy places the organism in Eukaryota, Metazoa, Chordata, Actinopteri, Perciformes, Serranidae. The record is from RefSeq and is a predicted model, not a curated record.
GAUUUUGAUAACCCUGAUUAUGAGAAGUUUCCCAAUUUUAAAAAUGUUGUCGGCUAUGAGGCUGUAGUGGGCCCAGGAGAUGUGCUCUACAUCCCGAUGUAUUGGUGGCAUCACAUUGAAUCACUGUUGAACGGGGGAGUGACAAUCACUGUAAACUUCUGGUACAAAGGUGCCCCCACGCCCAAGAGGAUAGAGUACCCCCUGCGAGCUCAUCAGAAGGUGGCCAUCAUGAGAAAUAUUGAGAAGAUGCUGGGAGAAGCACUUGGAGACCCACAUGAAGUGGGACCUUUAUUGAAAUCGAUGAUCAAGGGGCGAUAUGACCAGGAUCAGAGUUAGAGCCAUGCUCCUAAAACUGUUAACUGGACUGCUUUGGAAACUGUUUGCCGUGUUUAAGUGAGACUGCUGCGUGCGUAAUGCAGAUUCUCACUUUGGAGCUAAGUACGUAUCACUGCAUGGCAAUAAGCGGCCAUUUUGAAACCAUUCUGCUUAAGUCGUCUCCGAGUGCCAUGGUCAUUGCAAAUACAUCAGUCACAGAAGAAACAUGUGACUAACUCAUGGGAACUUGUCCCACUUGAAGAAGUUUUUUUUUUCUUUUGUUUUUGAAAAGAAGGCCUAAUUUGACUUGAAGGGCCAGUGUGGGGGAUUUAAUGGCAUCUAGCUGUGACAUUGCAGACUGCAACCAACUGAAUACCCUUCCCUUUCUAAGAGAGCCUGCAGUGGCCUUCAGAUAACAUAAAAGUGCAAAAGGCCCUCUCAAGAUCCAGGGUUUAGUUUGUCUGUUCUGGGCUACCAUAGACACAUUCAGGGCCCUACGGAAGGCAUUAUUACGGAUUCCACAAUCUGAUAAUUAUGGACAAGCAGUGGGACUGUGCUAUGAUUGGCCAGUGCAAUGUGUUGUGAUUGGGUACCAGUAAUGUUGACACAUUGAGGUAGGAGGUGGUAAGGAUGAGGGCAAAGAGGUCAUGUUAAGGCCUAGUACAAGCCAAUCACAGCACAGUAGGGUGCAACUUACCCAAGAACAGUAGUGCAAUCCCCAAGGCCCUGAUCAUACAGAAAGAGUUUUAUCAGCUGGAGGUGCCUUUUUGUAAUUGUUGUUAAUUGUGUUUUUUGCAUUGUGAUGCGCCACCCAUUUCUGCGCUUUAAGCGGCUGCCGUUUUUGCUGGAGUGUUCUGAACUACUCGAGUUUAAAAAACUUCAACUCAGAGCGGAAAAAGGCCCCACUGCAUCUGUUUUUCAUCAUCUUUUUUCCCAUUGUCCAAUUGGAUGAUUUGAGAGGCGGCGGUUCUUCUGCUGUAGUCUGCUGUAAGUUUACAGUUGGUAAGCAAUGAAGGAGAAACUGGUGGUAGCAGUUGCUUGAUACCUAGAGCUAUACGGCCCAAUGAUAGACAGCAGGUUGUCAACUGCCCCCGAGUCAUCCUAUAAUAUGCCUGGAACCGGCCAUCAUCGAGGAGAAGCUCCUGGACCAACUGGUGGUACUCCCCAUGAUCCACCCUCUUUUUCAGGUUCUCAUGUACCCACACAGAUCUCAGUUACCCUGUGCCCAACAAACUAUUUAAUAGUUUUUUUUUUUCACCAGUGGCAUUCAAUUUAAAAAAAAGGCAGUGCGCCUUUGCAACCUGCAAAACGCUUUCUGUGUGAUAAGGGCACAAUAACACCAGCGGAAGAGGAACUGCUCCCUAUGUAGACAUGAAGGGAUCAUUCUAAGCUAACGAAAACACAAUGAUUCGUAGUUUCAGGUGAUUAUACACCAUGAAAACAUACAGGAUUCCAUUUCUGCCAGUUGAUCCCUCUAAAUCCUACACACUGGAUCCUUUAAGUCGAGAUAUAUUUAUGUAAAUCAGUAUUCUCUAUACAUCUUCAUAAUUCAAGUUAAACAUUUUUGAUUGCACUUGCUCCCCCAGUCAGUAGAAGUUGUCUGGGAUCGGUACCUUUAGAGAUAAAAUCUCAACGUUUUGACCACUAAUGGAUGGAGUCAAGGGUUAUUAUAUAUACAGUAUAUAUCAGCUAAAUACAGGACUUUUCUUAUAUAGAUGUGACAGCAGUUGUGGGAUGAAGUGUGGAGCGAUCAUAUUGUAUUCUCCAUCUUUAUCACAAAGACAGCUUUAAAAGUGAGUUGGUUCAUACCUCUGAAGAUGACAGGUCUUUUAAGUGUUUUUGAAAUAUUUAUCCACAUUAUCUGCAUUAUCUCCACUCCUGCCUAGCGUGGUUUUCAGGGAGUGAUAAGGCAAGAAUUUUUCUGUUGCAAAGAAGACAGCUAUAGGCACGGUAAUGAAACACAGAAGUACAGUGAUUAAAAACUGUGGUGAAAUACGAUCAAAAAUGUGUGUGGGUGUGAGAAAGAGAGGCUCAUAUAUUCAGCUGAAAUCAUAUGUGACUGCUUGCAGUUAAACUGUUUUAGCUGAGCGAUGCCGUAUUGUGUUUAUACUCUUGCUUGUUUGAUUUGUUUGACUUUAUUGAAUGUGCUAUUCUACGUACCGGUAAUAGGUGAGGGGGCUUGGAAAUAAAUAACUGCAGUUUUAGUCGCAAAUACAGUUAACUUAAAGAAAUGAAAGGAAAUACAUAUAUUAACAGACUGAUCUAGCAGAACCAUCUGCUAGUAUGUAGCUUAUGUAUCAGCAUUUGCAGUGCAACACAAUGCACCAUCUAGUGGUGACGUUGUAUAGUUACCUGCUCCAUGCACUAUACUGCUGCAAUACACAUAUCAAUAUGCAGGUUUGCAGCAGAUCUUGGAUGUAACUACGCUGCAGUGUGUACAAACGUCCAGUUGGAAACCUGUACUUGCUCUUAUGAUUACUGUUGGUUAAUAAUCCUCAGAAAGGACUGAUUUUACUUACAUGCAGCCAUAUUUCGAAGACCUUGAACAACUUGAAAGGUGGCCGUCUCUGGGUGACUUUAAAGUGCUUCCCAGGAGUAUUGUAAAAAUGUAAAUUAAACACAAGGGGGGGACAAUUUCAUAUGUAUGUGCCAAAACAAUAUGCAAACCAGUCAAGGGGAAUCUCCACAUUCAGAACGCUUUGUUUGCCUGUGACAUUGGAUCAAUCUGUAAAUGGUGAACUACAAAUUAGGAAUAUCCAAGCACUUAAUUUACCAGGACUAUACAGGCUUUCAGGGGGUUCGACAUUAUUAUGGUUUAACCUUUGAAUUGUUGAUAACUUGCCUAUCUAUUUCUUACAAGUUGCACAAUGAUGGAACAAAGAUGCUUCCUCUGUGAAAAAAUAAUUAACCUGAUGUAAGACUCAUGUUUCAUCUCUUGCUAGGUUAACCCUGUUUACUGUAUGUGCCUUGCUUUACGAUGGCGUGGCACUUAACGUUGCAAGGACAUGAUUUUUUUAAUUUUAUGAUUACAAUAUUUGUUUUCACUCGCAUUAAACAGCUUUAAAGGUGGGACUGACAAGGGUUCAUAGAGAUAGAGACAUGUUUUUAUUAAUGGAUGCCUGUCUUUUUUUUUUUGUUUUGAACAUACCAUAUGUGCUCUGCUGGUUACUCUGAUUAAAGUUUGUUUGCAAAGUUCUACACUA